CGCACGAUGUUGACAUUGGCAGAUGACACAGCCCGUUCUCUGAAUUGGCGUCUGGGCAUACCAGCAACACGGUGUGCACGAUGCCCAUGUUUCGAUGGUGUGACGACAAUGUCUGGGGACCGGCUCUCGCAGGAGUUCUCAGGAGCAUCGAACGAGGAGGAAAACCAGCAUCUGGCUCCGCCCCCAAAAAACGGUACGGCAGGUCUAAGCUUUACCACGACAAACCAUGGGCUCUUGAUUGGGUAGGUGGCCUUCAUAUGCCGGGUUGCGGAGCCGUUGUCUUUUUAAGCGAUGACAAUGGCCUGAGUUGGUACUGCUGCGGAGGGUUGGAGAAAUCGGAAGCGGGGAGGUUUACCUACGACGGCAGGAAGUUCAGGACCUUCUUCCUUACAUUUGUCUAUGACAGAGAGGGGAAAAACUGGGUCAAGGAAGACAAGAGGGUGUCUCUUGACCAUCGGCUCUUCGAAGGAUAUGGGGUCAAGGCUUUGUCGAUGAAAGCGUUUGACGUGCGCGGGAACGGAAUGGAGUUCCAAAUGCUGGAUCCGGAAAAGUUUCUCUCCAAAACCAAUGGCUACCGCGUGACUGGUUCCCUGCCUGUCGUCGACAGCGCUUUCAUGCUCAGCAGACCUUUGGUCCAAUUCAACAGCCCGACGGACCAACUCGCAGCUUCCGUUAUGCGAUACAGGGAAGAGUUCGCGAGGCUGUCUUCUUCCCAGCAAGUUGACCGUGUUUUCGUGCCGAUUGACGUCCCGUCUUCGUCGGCUGCGGGGCCCAAACCGCCCCAGGAUCAGCCGGCCAGAGCGGGUGGAAAGAGGAAGCAAUUGCCGACUGCCCCGUCUUUGUCGGCUGCGGUUGUCCAGGCUCUGCCCGCUCCGGUUCCGCCCUCGGACCGGCAAGGUGCCUUCGAUGACGAGGAAUGCGAGGGCCAAGAUGGGGAGGGCGGUGGUUGGGAUGGGGAGGGCGGUGGUGAGGAGAGGGAGGGCGGUGGUGAGGAGGAGGAGGGCGGUGGUGAGGCGGACGACGGUAACGAAGGAGAUGCUGAAGCCUCCCGCGGAAUGUCGCAGUCCUAUGACCAGACGAAGGAUGACGAACCUGGCUCACGGGGAAAGCAAAAGAGUGGAGAGGCGUCGACCUCUCCUGCGAGUCGAACAAAACAGGCGAGGGCCGACGCCGUCAAUGAAGCUCGCGGAGCGUUGACGGCAUCACAGGAAGCGCGGGCUCCUCAGAAAACUGGUGGGGGGGGGCGAAGUAGCAGCCGCGGGGGCGGUCUCGGCGGCGGUAGGAAAGGCUCGCAGAUGUCCAAGGCACCUAAGCUGCGGGACUCGGGGGAUAAGGGAGAGGGGGUGGGGCCUCGCAUGCCCGAAGACAUUGAAGAGCUGGUUCAGCAUGACGCGCCCGUGGACACGACACGAUGUUUCUUCCUCGAAUACGACGAACAGGGCUUCGCCAGGCAAGACGUCCAAGUUGUUGACGUCGACCUCGUUCUUGCGCCGGUUGACCCCAACGUCAUCGUCGGGGAGCAGGGAAGGCGAAUCACGCCGGACGAGUUCUUCCAAAGAGAUUCUGCAGAGUUCCACUGGUACGCUGUCUGCGGUCAGCAUACUGCCGAGGCCAUGAAACGGUUGGUUGGAAAGGACUCCCCUCCGGUCAAAGUCUACGCCCUCCGCACAUACUCUAAAGUGCGAGUCGUCUUUUUCGAUGAUGACCACACACGCGGGUACUUCAUUGUCUCCCUCUUCGACAACACACGGGAGAAUUGCGCCAUGAUGUUAUCCUUCCAGGACGCUGUGCAUGAUAUGCGGCAAUGGUGGAUCGACAACAACAGGAUCGAGGCACCCAAAGCUAAGGUCAGCAAGAAGGAUGCCGUCACCGUUGCGCAUCAGAAAACGUGGCAGAAUUUCCUGAGGGUCUGCAUGGGGAAGGCGUGCGACAAGGCGUUCGUGAAACAGGCACUCGACAACGAAUACAACAAGGAUUGGAGUAACAAACUUCGGGGGUACCUGAACCUCGCCACGUCCACCCGCACGGUUUGGCCACUUGUGGAGAAGUUCUUCUCGAUGUUCGAGGAGGUUAAGCUGCCAAUCGGCGACGGCAAGGUCCCACUUGAGAUGCCGGGGAGGAUGGAGGGGCGCCUGCCCGGCCGGUACACUGACGAGAACAAGGGACAACGGACUUUGUACCACUGCAUAUAUGCGAGAAAUGGUCCCAAAUGCUCCCCUGUGUACAGGAAGAAUUUGUGUCCUACGUACUUCAAGAACUUCGGGGACAUGCUAUGCCGCGAGAGAGAAGUUGCGCUACUCCUGCUCAUGUCGGGGAAAGUGGUGGCAACAAAAAAGAGAGUCACGCCUCCGAGGGUGAACACAGAGUGCCUCCUCGACAUUAUGCGCAAGGAGAGAUACAUGGUCYRCAUGUUCAACUACGUYGUGUUUCGCGCCGAGGGAARGGCAGRGGACGAAUGGAACGACGACUUCUUCAUGYCGUACAAGGACCUGGAAGAGAGGUAUGCUUUAAACGGGUUAUGCGUUGAUGAAUGGGAGAAGCAACGGGAGAAGCUGCAUAGCAACUUAGUGAAGACGAUCCCUCGGCGACUUGGAGGAGUGGAGGAGCCGAGGCAAGCCAAGGUGACCGAGGCCCUCAAACAUUAUCACGGUGCUCUAACUGGCGCCUUCGAGACAUUCGUUGCUCGAUGCGAGAUCUUGAGGUUUGAUCUUCACAAAGAUAAACUGACGUUUAAGGACUAUGCAGACCUCGCUAAAUCGGGUGAAGGCUUUAACCCCGUUAACUGCGAGGAAGACUCGUCGGACUCCGGCCUCGAGAUCGAAAAGGACACCAAUGCAACCGGGUGGUGUGGGAAGUUCGCUGUCAUGGAGCACAUCGUGAAGGGAUAUGGACCGGGUCAAUCAGAGGGAUGCUCGAACCUGCCACCCACGAACAGUGUGGCCUCAUGUGUGGACCGAGUUGUAUGUACGUCUAUGGAAGACGACGAAGACGAUGACCUUGAUAUUCCUGCUCAGCCAACGAAGCUGGCGCCGGGCGAUCCGAUUCCUCCCAGAUUUUGUGCGGAUCCAAACAAUGUGUAUUUCUCGGAUGACAAAUACUCCUACACUACUGAGGAUAAGUGGGCCCAUGAUAUCAUUUGGCAUGACGGCAUUUUCGAGCCAUGUAUCCAAGGCCGGGAGUGGAAACUGGCGGUGAAGUAUGUCUCGAAGGGUUGGAGACCGUAUGCCCGCAUGGGAAAGGACAGCUGGUUGAAGAGGACGGAGCAAUCAAUACUAUACUGCUGUCAGAAAGAGAAUCCCGGGGAGAGUGAAACAUCCAUCGUGGCAAAGGCGAAACAAUUGUUCAACGCCUUGGGACCCACUCGGCAGUUAGAGUACUCACACAAGUUUUACGAGCUGCAGUCGAACCCCUCGUACGACAAGAUUGACUGGAAGGUUGAGCGCGCUGCCGCGCUCGAGAGCAUGGACUUGGACUCCYGAGAAGAUGUCGCCUCUGURCCCGAGGMGACCACAGGGAACACGAUGGGUGAACAAAGGGAAGAUGGCGGGACGACGUUGGGCGUGAAGCCUCYGUUGCCAGAGGCGGGGAACACGCCCGCAGGSAAAAACMYYAUCGGAGYCAUCUCUGUCGCAACGGGAGAUACAUCACAAGGUGAAAAAGUGUCACUCGACAAGSCGGCGGAUGCGRGYGCCACAUACGRGAGUCUCCUCGCGACARGUACGGCSCUGRCAGGAACGGAGGAGAUKGUGUCAGAGUCCACUGCUAAGAUGGGCGUCACGGGGAUGUCGUUGCAUCCGCCCACAUGCACUAGCAAAGGUGACGCACACUGUACAACAACACCACAGGGAGGGGUCACAGGGGAUGACGGGAAUGGGGGAAAUGCAGGGGGGUCUCCAGGUUCUCGCAAUAUUGAGGACAUGACGAAGGAUGAUGAGGAUAGGGUAGAAGGCGGAAAGGGCGUGAGCGAUCCCACGCGUGCAAAAAAUGAGGGGUGAGACAAUGAAUGAACUUCAGGGGAAUCC
Molecule: messenger RNA, 4022 nt
Organism: Chara braunii
Lineage: Eukaryota; Viridiplantae; Streptophyta; Charophyceae; Charales; Characeae
Source: the annotation of a GenBank genome assembly